This is a messenger RNA of Solanum lycopersicum (tomato), 979 nucleotides long. RefSeq names its product RING-H2 finger protein ATL78-like. The record is from RefSeq and is a predicted model, not a curated record. Lineage: Eukaryota; Viridiplantae; Streptophyta; Magnoliopsida; Solanales; Solanaceae. Gene Ontology annotation, biological process: protein ubiquitination. Gene Ontology annotation, molecular function: transferase activity.
UAUAUAUAAACCCCACCUCCAAGAAGACUUCAAUAAUUCAUCCAACAAGAAUACAAAGAAAAAAACACAUACAGAAUUACCCAAAAAAAUUCAAAAAUUCAUGGACUAUUCAAGGAGAUUACUCCGGGAAGCCACCAUGUCGCCGCCACCAGCAGCCAGAAUCAGCCACGAUACACCACUUGGUCAUAGAGUCAACACAAUUGAUGCAAAUGUUAUUAUGGUUUUGGCUGUACUUGUAUGUGCCUUAAUUUGUUCACUUGUGUUGAACUCCAUCAUAAAAUGUGCAUUUAAGUGCUCUAGCUUAAUAUUGGCUGAUCCAUCAUCAAAUCAUACAAGUAACAACAACUCUUCUUCCACAAAAUUAGUCAAUAGAGGGAUCAAGAAAAAAGCGCUCAAGACAUUUCCAGUUAUAACAUAUAGUACUACUGAACCAAAACAUCCGGGGCUCGACUCUGAAUGUGUCAUUUGCUUAUCAGAGUUUGGAGUUGGAGACAAAAUCAAAGUGCUACCUAAGUGCAACCAUGGGUUCCAUGUUCGAUGUAUUGAUAAAUGGCUCAAUUCACACUCUUCUUGCCCUACUUGUAGGCACUCCCUCAUUGACACUUGCGAAAAAAUUGUUAAUGGUGGCAAUUCUUCUACUACUAAUAAUAAUAUUAGAGAGGCAGCAGUACAACAAGUUAUAGUAAGGAUUGAACCUCUCCAACGUGAAGGUGUGAUAUCCAAUUAAUUUACAAUCAAAAUUUGGUACAAAAAAAUAGUAAUAUAGCUAGAUUUUCCUUUAGUAAAUCUCUUCUUUUUCCGAGCUCUGAUUAUGAAAGAAGGAACCUAGAAGAAGAAUGUAUCACACAUACUCAAUUAGGUUAGAAGCUUAGAGAGCUAGCAUGUAGUUUCCAAUGAGUUAUCAAGUGUAUAUACAAGUUAAGGUGUAUAUUUUCCCUAAAGUUUAAAGUUAUGGUAUAAGUUCCUAUCUUAGGGUAAA